UCAUGUCAAGUCAAAUGUCAAUAUUUUUACUUUCGAGGUUUUAAUUUUUAGAAUUUUUUACAAAAUUUGUUUUUUGUUCAAUUAUAAUUUUUAUUUUAUGUCGGCAAGUAAAAAGACUACAAUUACAAAUGCUGCUUUAGCCACAAUCGGUGUAGGCAUAGCAUUUGCUAUUAUUAAAAAUCGACACAAAAUUAUUCAACAAUUAAAAUAUGCGUACAAUUUUCGUAAUCCAUUGCGGCACAAGCAUAUCGAAGUAAUAGAAACAACAGACGAUUGCCAAAGAAUCGUAGCAACUCUUAAAAAGCACUGCCAUGAAUACAGAGUUUUGGGAUUUGACUGUGAAUGGGUCACAGUCGGUGGCAAACGCCGACCCACUGCCAUGCUCCAGUUGGCAUCACACAAAGGUCUAUGUGCCUUGAUACGCCUCUGUAGUUUAAAAACAAUUCCAAUGAGUUUGAGAGAACUUCUGGAAGAUGACAAAGUCAUUAAAGUUGGCAUUGGUGCACAUGACGAUGCUGGGAAGUUGUCUUUUGAUUAUGGAGUUGGCGUUGCGAGUACCUUUGAUUUAAGGUACUUGGCCGUCUUAACUAAUCAGAAAUCUGAAGGUUUGGCAAAAAUGUCCAAAUCAAUAUUAAAUGUUCCACUGGACAAGAAUUGGAGAUUAGUUUGUUCGGACUGGGAAGCUAAUAAUCUUACAACAGCUCAGAUAGAAUAUGCAGCCAAAGAUGCUAUGGUUGCAGUGGAAAUAUUCAAAACGUUGUCUGAUGUUUUGAAAAAGAGACGAUUUUGGCAAAGUUAUAGUUCAAAUUUGGAAUAUGUGCUCGAAGAAAUCGAUGCAUUUGUAGAUGUUCGAUUCAAAGAUAGCUUCAAUAAACUUAAUGCUUUAGCUGGGAAUACCUCUAAUAGUAAAAAAUCCGCCCAUAUUGCUCUAAAAAAACCAAUUAGUAGAGGGAUCAGUACAAGGUCGAAAACAUUGUAUGACAAUUGUUUGUUGGAAGCACCAGAUGGUGAACUACUUUGUACUUGCGAUCGGAAAAAAGCUCAAUGGUAUGUCGAUCAAAAUCUAGCCCAAGAAGUCAGCUCAAACCCAUACACAGUACGCUUAAACUUUGAACCUGCUGGUCGGGCUGUUGGUGAAGUUGGGCGUUACUAUCAAACACCAAAAGAAAAUCAAUGUGUUGUGUGCGGUCGAAAAGAUGCUUACAUUAGAAAAAACGUUGUACCUAGAGAAUAUAGAAAACAUUUUCCAGUGGUUAUGAAGUCACAUACCUCUCAUGAUGUUUUGCUUCUAUGUCCACAAUGUCAUCAAAAAAGUAACAUAUCCGAUUUAAAAAUUCGUACAAAAUUAGGUAAACUUUGCAAUGCACCAUAUUUAAAUGAAGAAGGAGCACCAAAACUAGUUGAAAUUCCUGAAUUAAGACAACUUCGAUCUGCUGCAAGAGCCUUGAUGUAUAACAGCGAUCGUAUACCUCAAUGGCGCAAAGAAGAAUUAGAGAAAAUCAUUCUCAAAAACUAUAGUGGUGCUGAACAAGUAACUCCUGAAAUGUUGGAAGAAUGUAUCAAUAAAGAUAUUACAGAAAGUUUUAGUGACUACACACCACAUGGCUCAAAAGUUGUUCAAGAAUAUCAAGAAAAAUUUGGCGGUCUUAUUGAAUUGGAAAAACUUUGGCGAGAACAUUUCUUAAAUACAAUGCAACCGAAAUAUCUACCUAACCUCUGGAAUGUUAAUCACAAUGCAAAUAGAUUAGAGAUUCGUGCAAAUGAAGGAAGAAUCGAAAAGGAUGAUAUGGUUAUUGCCGGUCUUGAUCCAUCGACUCUAGCCGAAGUCACUAAAUAAACGAAAUUUAUUUUUAUAUAGAGAAAUGAAAUAGAUUUUUUUUUAUAUUUACAAAACGAUAAAGUUUGUAUAAAUUUAUUUUUUUUUUAUA
Episyrphus balteatus (marmalade hoverfly) is the source of this 1928-nucleotide messenger RNA. RefSeq names its product exonuclease 3'-5' domain-containing protein 2 (gene Exd2). Gene Ontology annotation, cellular component: nucleus; cytoplasm. Gene Ontology annotation, molecular function: nucleic acid binding; 3'-5' exonuclease activity. The transcript is spliced from 7 exons. Gene Ontology annotation, biological process: nucleobase-containing compound metabolic process. The record is from RefSeq and is a predicted model, not a curated record. NCBI's taxonomy places the organism in Eukaryota, Metazoa, Arthropoda, Insecta, Diptera, Syrphidae. Bases 98 to 1837 code for a protein of 579 amino acids.